AUCUCCAAACACCUGUGGCUUCGUCUACAGAAAGCUUCAGGUCGUGACGACAGUCUCCCCUGACUAGCCAUUACAUCCGCACCUUCCAUCGAUACGACGGCUCACUGUCUGCUGACAACAGAAAGCGAAACGAAAUUAUUUCCACCGAGUGAGUCUUUUGUUGUACGGUACAAUUGUGUGACUUGGUUAUGCUUCGAUGACUAAGUGAUUGCUUGCAAAGUGAUAUUUACAGUUACAGAAAAGAUAUAACUAAAGAAAAAUAAAAAGAGAGAGAGAGAUAAGACAGCCAUGGGCUCGAACACCCAAGGCAGUGAGAGCUCAAUGGAUGCUGACUUCUUCAUCGAGAGGCGAAGGAAAUGGUUUUCUCUAGAAAAAAACACAUCUACGACAGACAGCGGUGGCGGUGGCGGUGGGUGUCACUCCUCCAAAGAUAACAAGAGCAGCGACGACGAAUUGCGUAGCAUUUCGUCUUUCACUUGUGUUUCUUCCUCAUCGUCACUCGAUCUCGGCAAAAGGAGGAGCUCGAAGAGUUCUCCGAAAAGUUCGACAAACAAAACCACGAAGAAUUCGCCCGGCACUUUCAGCCCCGAUACGACCAUGUCAGAGUGUGUGUUCGGCGGAAAACUAACGCCAGCUUUAUCUGCAAACAAAAACAGCGACUACUCUGUAGAGGAGACUAAGAACGACAAACGAAAACCUCCUCAGACGCCAAAGAAAGCUUCCGAGGGCAAAGGUUCCCUCUCCCGGCUCAGACUGAGGAGUGAGGUGUAUUCAGUUUCGGGUCUUGACUUCAGCACGAAGAAGGAGGCGAAAAAGGCAAAGCACAGGGACGAGAGAUGCUCCAAAGUCAGGCCGAAGAGUGGUAACGGCAAGAGGGCUUGCAAAUGCAAGGCUGACAGGAAGCUGGAGGAACUUCGGAAGAAAUUGUUAGAAAUAAAAAGAUCUUCGUCGCAGUCAUCGGCAUCAUCAGUAUUGUCGACAUCUUCGUCAUCGUCAUUGUCCUCCUCUUCUUCUUCCCCAUCCUCGUCAUCAUCAUCAUCAUCAUCGUCGUCAUCGUCAAGGGAGUACAAGCUCCACAGCAGACGCAUAAAAAUCCCGAAGUCGUACCUAGAAUGUCGCAAUAAACUCGACAUUGACUCUGGUUACGGGAGUCAAAACAGUCGUGAAAGUUGGUCCUCGAAGAGUCGCCAUCGACGGCACCGAGACGCGAGCAUCCGAGUACCGAGGAACAGAAUGAACAGACUCUAUCAUGAGGCCGAGUGUGACGAAGUAAAUCACGUCAAAAACGCCCGGCGGAAUCGGUCCGCAAGUUGUGUCAACUGCCAUCGUUGCAGCGGUCACCCUACGGAUCAUGUGAGUGUUCACGCUGGCCAGAGACUGCCAUUCCCUUCACCUACUAGCAAGCCUUACCCUGCGUGGAAUAUAGACUGCAAAGUCUACAUAGGUGGACUGGACGACCACACCACAAGGAAGGAGAUACGAGACAUUUUCCUGAAGUAUGGUCGCCUCACGAACCUCUGGAUCGCCAAACACCCGCCUGGUUUUGCCUUCGUGGAAUACGCCAGCUCUGAGGAUGCUAAAGAAGCCGUGAGGAAGGCUGAUGGCAUGAACAUCAGCGGGAAUCGAAUCAAGGUUCAAAUGUCAAAAGGUCUUCGUCUUCUGACUUCCAAGACAACCAGUAAUUCUAGAGACAUGUACAGGAGCCUUGCGAACUGAUCUUCUCUGAGGGACAGAGAGCGGUUAUGGCGUCAUCACUUGGGUGGAAACUGUAAUUGUGGUCCCAUCCUGGGAAAGAAUCUAAACGGGAGUACACGAAUAUAUCUGAACUGGAAGGGAUCCAAGUUUUACUGCAACUGGCCAAAAAGUGCAAUAGGAAUUCUGUUGCAUCGCCAUGAAAGCUAGAGACCGUCCCAGCAUUCAGACUUUCUCUGAGAAGACUUGAAAAUCAUCACUGCAUUUUUGAAGUGGUUUUUUGGGGGAAAUCAUUGUUGGUUUUUGUAUAUCAAAGACAUUAUCAUUUCUGUUAGUGGUGGUGAAAAUAAUGAAAGGUUGCUUCAAGCCAUGAAUUAGGUUGACUGAUCGAAUUUUAUUUGAAAGGGCGGUAGCACAAAACCUGAUAAACAAGAAUCCUUGUUUGCCUUAGAUGUUCUUUCAGGAAAGCACAUAGACGUCCUAUCACACCCAUAAUCUCAGCACCGCAGCACUGUCUUAUACGCACUCAAAUAACACACACAGACACAUGUAUAUAUAUAUACACACAUCUACAUACAUACAAAUCGUAACUUUCUAAAGAGAAAGGUGGUACCCUUUGGUGUUCAAUGAGUAUUUAUGGGAUGAGUCUGCUAGCCGUCCCAUGGACGUUCAGUGACAGUAAUAAGUUACUGUUUAACCUUGAAAGGAAUGAAAACUUGUAAAAUAAAGCCGUAAGACUGAUGUAAUUAACAUGAGAAAAAAUAAUAAUAAAUAAAUUCAUUACUCCU
Molecule: messenger RNA, 2480 nt
Organism: Macrobrachium nipponense
Lineage: Eukaryota; Metazoa; Arthropoda; Malacostraca; Decapoda; Palaemonidae
Exons: 4
Coding region: 289-1716 (475 amino acids)
Biological process (GO): mRNA splicing, via spliceosome
Cellular component (GO): nucleoplasm; ASAP complex; cytoplasm
Molecular function (GO): RNA binding
Source: RefSeq, a predicted model, not a curated record